AUGGAUCAAUUCAGAACCAAGGGAGGGGGCGAGCAGGGGCUUCAGCCCCCCUUUGGUGCCGGAAAUAUCGCUGUGAGCUUGCCAGCUUGUGAUGUGCUCUGCAAGUUGCAGCUCCGGUCAGUGGAUCAUCGUCUUGUUAAGAUGCUAUGGGGACAAGGAUAUGAUGGAGCUUCAAAUAUGUCAGGUGAAUUUAAUGGUUUGAAGGCACUUAUCCUUAAAAGAAAUCCAUAUGCAAGAUAUAUCUAUUGUUUUGCUCAUCAACUCCAAUUAGAGAUUGUUGUUGUUGCUAAAAACAAUCGAAUUAGGUAUAGCGGCAAGUUUGAUACAAAAAUGGAAAAUUAUCAAUUUGUGUUUGUGAUGUAUUUGAUAAGGCAUUUAUUGGGGAUCACAAAUGAGUUAUCACUUGCCUUACAAGAAAAGGAUCAAAUUAUUGUUCAAGCUAUGCGUUUAAUUGAAGUUGUGAGGGCUCGACUUCAAGACUUUAGGAAGACAGGAUGGGAGUCAUUUUUGGAGGAAGUUAGAUAUUUUUGUGAAGAAAACUCAAUCCCGAUACCUAAUAUGAAGGAUAAUAUGCAAAUCCGUGGUCGUUCCAGACAGGAAAGGCAAGUCAUUACUCAUUUUCACCAUUAUCGUGGUGAGAUUUUUUGCGAGGUUAUUGAUUUAAUUGCGCAAGAAAUGCAAAACCAUUUCCCAGAAGCUAGUAUGGAGUUACUUCUUCUCAUGUCAUGCCUUGAUCCAAUUGCAACAGCUAGUGUUGAGAGGGUGUUUUCAGUUAUGAAUGUUGUGAAAACUGACUUGCGGAAUAAAAUGGGAGAUGAGUGGAUGAAUGAUAGUCUGGUUGUGUAUAUCGAGCGGGAGGUUUUUGCAACUAUUGACAAUGAAGUAAUUCUACAACGCUUUCAAAAAAUGCAAACUCAAAGGAUGCAACUACCUCCUCUUAGUGGCAUACCUCGCAUUUCUAGCAUUGACGCUGGGAUUGGUUCUAGUUCAAGCAUCCAUCGAUAG
This is a messenger RNA of Dioscorea cayenensis subsp. rotundata (Guinea yam), 1005 nucleotides long. RefSeq lists its product as uncharacterized. The transcript has 7 exons. The record is from RefSeq and is a predicted model, not a curated record. Bases 1 to 1005 code for a protein of 334 amino acids. Lineage: Eukaryota; Viridiplantae; Streptophyta; Magnoliopsida; Dioscoreales; Dioscoreaceae.